Gasterosteus aculeatus aculeatus (three-spined stickleback) is the source of this 4912-nucleotide messenger RNA. RefSeq names its product large tumor suppressor kinase 1 (gene lats1). The record is from RefSeq and is a predicted model, not a curated record. NCBI's taxonomy places the organism in Eukaryota, Metazoa, Chordata, Actinopteri, Perciformes, Gasterosteidae. Gene Ontology annotation, biological process: regulation of organ growth; peptidyl-serine phosphorylation; positive regulation of apoptotic process. Gene Ontology annotation, molecular function: protein serine/threonine kinase activity; ATP binding.
AUCUACCGGAAGUGUGGGCUGUUUUUCUGUAACCUCUUCCUGUUGUACUUGUCAUUCAGACAUCCCAGGAAUUCAACAAUACCAGGGCCAACCAGCUCGGCAUAACAGGGACAUUUUAAGUUAAAAUCACGCCAUUGACGCCGUGAAAGGUCAAGGAAAUCUAGUUUGCUGUCAAAAUAAAAAAGCCGGCCCUUCCCGACGCGGCAUGCAGAUGUGAAGUCAGAUGUUAGAGACCUCUGCUGCCCUGGACCGAGCAACAUCCUCUUCCUCCCUCACAUCGUCAUCAUACAUGCUCUUACAUGAAGAGAGGGGAGAAACCCGAAGGAUACAGACAGAUGAGACCCAAGACGUUUCCCACCAGCAACUACAGCGGCAACAGCCAACACAUGCUGCAGGAAAUAAGGAAUAGUCUGCGCAACUUGUCCAAACCCUCGGACCCACCUAAAGUGGACGUCGGAGGUGCUGGGAAAAUGGUUUCUGAGGACCCAAGGCAACAAGGGCGCUCCGUCAACGGUAAAAACCAUCACCACAAGGCCUUGCAAGAGAUCCGCAAAUCCCUGGAGCCUUUUGCCAACGAGACCAGUACCUCGGGCCCCGAGGUGAACCAACACAUGUCUGGGUUUGAAGAGCCAAGUCGCAAUAUGGGGGCAGUUAUAGACUACAUGGGUAAGGUGAGCUACCACGACGCAGCGUGGGAACAGAUGGUUGUUGCCAACCCCAACACUACAGUUCUGAAAGCCGCAGGCUCUUCUCAUAUCCAGCAGGCUGUGCUGAGGAGGCCGAGCUGGAAAGGUUCGAAGGAGUCGCUGGUGCCUCGACACGGUCCUCUCAUGAUGGAUGGAAUGAUGUACCGCUCAGACAGCCCCGGACCUCCGCCCGCCUUCCCACAGGGUCACCCUGGCAACAACCAGAGAGUCAAUCCUCCGCUGCCGCCGCAGGUGCGCAGUGUCACGCCUCCACCAAACCGCGGUGCCAUGCCUACGGCGCCAUCCUGGGACAGCAACCCGUCAACCAAGCGCUACUCUGGCAACAUGGAUUACCUUUUACCGCGCAGCUCUCCGGUACCCCAGGGGGCCCGGGCUGAUGGGUACCAGUCGUCAGCCCCUCAGAAUCAACGGGGGAUCAGCCCAGUGCCUGUGGGCCACCAGCCCAUCAUAAUGCAAAGCUCUGGGGUGAGUAAGUUCACCUUCCCCUCCAGCUGGUCUCAGAAUGGCUCCCCUCAGCCCGAUUACAUGGCGGGGGGCAGUAGACAGCCUCCUCCGCCUUACCCACUCAACCAGAGCAGCCGGCACAGUCCCACUGACCAGCAGAUGCAGUCCGGAGGACCUGCAUCCUCCCCCUCGUACCUCAAUGGUGGGAACAUCCCUCAGUCCAUGAUGGUUCCCAGCCGGAACAGUCACAACCUGGAAAUGUAUAACAUAGGUCCUCCUCAGUCCUGGUCCCAGGCGCCUCUGAACCCCAACCAGCCCCAGUCUUCCUCCGGGAACCAGGAUCUGUCCCCAUCGUGGCAGCACAACAUGCCGGUGCGCUCAAAUUCCUUCAACAACCACCAGCUGAACAGCAGACCGGCCCACCCGUCGGGCUCCCAGCCUUCUGCCACCACAGUCACGGCCAUCAUGCAGGCCCCCAUCCUGCAGCCGGUCAAAAGCAUGCGUGUCCAGAAGCCCGAGUUGCACACCGCCGUCGCUCCCACGCACCCUCCGUGGAUGCAGCAUCCUCCGCCAUCUCCCGCCGCGCCCGCUUACCAAGAGCCCCCAGCCCCGGCACCCCAGAUCCCUGUCGUUGCAGAAGCCCCCAGUUACCAGGGCCCCCCUCCGCCCUAUCCCAAGCAUCUCCUCCAACAGCAGGCUGCGCCGGGACCCCCGGCCUACGAUCCCGGGGCCAAUAAGCUCAGCCCGGGCCGAGAGGAAGCGGCCGAGGAGGAGAGCGUCGACGCCCCCCGGGACAAGGCGGUGGAGAGCGUCGCCGCAACGGAGAAAGAGAAUAAGCAAAUCACCACGUCGCCCGUUCCCGUCCGCCGCAACAAGAAAGACGAAGAGCCGAGAGGGGAGUCCGGGAGAGUCGCACUCUACUCCCCCCAGGCCUUCAAGUUCUUCAUGGAGCAACACGUGGAGAAUAUCCUGAAGAACCAUCAGAUGAGGAUUCGGAGGAGGAAGCAGCUGGAAAGUGAAAUGCAAAGGGUUGGAUUGUCUUCAGAAGCUCAAGAGCAGAUGCGCAUGAUGCUCUGCCAGAAGGAGUCUAACUACAUCCGGCUAAAGCGAGCCAAGAUGGAUAAAUCCAUGUUUAAAAGAAUCAAGACGCUGGGCAUCGGAGCCUUCGGCGAGGUAUGCUUGGCCAGAAAGGAGGACACGGGAGCGCUGUACGCCAUGAAGACGCUCCGCAAGAAGGACGUGCUGCUGAGGAACCAGGUGGCCCACGUCAAGGCGGAGAGGGACAUCCUGGCCGAGGCGGACAACGAGUGGGUGGUGCGUCUCUACUACUCGUUCCAGGACCGGGACAACCUGUACUUUGUCAUGGAGUACAUUCCCGGAGGGGACAUGAUGAGCCUCCUCAUCCGGCUCGGCAUCUUCAAAGAAGAGCUGGCUCAGUUCUACAUCGCCGAGCUCACGUGCGCGGUGGAAAGCGUCCACAAGAUGGGCUUCAUCCACCGAGACAUCAAGCCCGACAACAUCCUCAUAGACCGAGAUGGACACAUCAAGCUGACGGACUUCGGCCUCUGCACCGGCUUCCGCUGGACGCACGACUCAAAGUAUUACCAGAGUGGGGACCACGUGAGGCAGGACAGCAUGGACUUCAGUAAGGAAUGGGAAGACGCCACCAACUGCCGCUGCACGGACCGCCUGAAGCCUCUGGAGAGGAGGAAGGCCCGGCAGCACCAGCGCUGCCUGGCCCACUCGCUGGUCGGCACGCCAAACUACAUAGCGCCAGAGGUGCUGCUCCGGACGGGAUACACGCAGCUGUGUGAUUGGUGGAGCGUCGGCGUCAUCUUGUAUGAAAUGGUGGUGGGACAGCCUCCCUUCUUGGCGACCACGCCCCUGGAGACGCAGAUGAAGGUGAUAAACUGGAAGAACAUGCUGCACAUUCCGCCGCCGGCCAAGCUCAGCCCCGAGGCGUCCGACCUCAUCGCCAACCUGUGCCGCAGCCCCGAGGAGCGCCUCGGCAAAGACGGCGUCGACGAGAUCAAGGCCCACCCGUUCUUCAAGGACACCGACUUCUCCAGCGACCUGCGGCAGCAGGCGGCGCCGUACGUGCCCACCAUCGCCCACUCCACGGACACCUCCAACUUUGACCCCGUGGACCCGGAGAAGCUGCGCAGCGGCGACGGCGACGGCAACCUCAACGACACGCUCAACGGCUGGUUCCGCAACGGCAAGCACCCCGAGCACGCCUUCUACGAGUUCACCUUCCGCCGCUUCUUCGACGACAACGGCCACCCCUACAGCUGCCCCAAGCCCAUCGAGUACGGGGGCUACGACGGGGACGAGGCGGCCCCCGAGGGCCCGGGGGAGGCCAGCAGGGACCUGGUCUACGUGUAGCGGUCGCAGGAGAGACGUUAUCAGAGCUGUUAGUUCACACUACAAACGAAAGGAAUAGUCGGGGGGGGGAUUCGGGGAACAUUGCUCUUCUUUACUGUGGUGUAUAGAUAGAAGUAGCUGCUGUGAGCGCAUUGGGCCCUGGGGGGUGUUUGGGGGGGCUUUGUUGCUCGGCCCUGCUUCCAGUCUUUAGGUUAUGCUAACCUACCCAGCUCUGAUAUUUACCACAAAGGUACAUUAACCCUCGGCAAGAAGGAAAGGGGUUUUUCUUAAACUGUGGCUAUUAAUUUAUGUUUGCUGCCUGAGGAAAAAUAAAUCAGGGUGCUCUUUUGAGGACUUCCCCUUUUUAAGCCUUAAUUUAUUUAAGAGAAUUGUACCUGGUGAUGCUAGUCUAGAUGCUGUUUGAAUGUGGGCUUUUUUUGUCUGUUGAAAUUCCAUUUAGUGUCUUAAUUUAUACAUAAAUGUCUGUUGCAAUGGGGAUUUAGUUUUGUUUACUAGAAAUGUGCAGGGAUAAAUUGCUCUACAUUUUCAUUGCUGUGCCUUUUAUUGAUUUGUGAUUAUCUUUCACCAAAUAUAAAGAGGGGUAAUAAUCAGUUGCAUUUUUAAAAUUAGAGUAGCAUCACCUGAUUGAACUACAGUAGGACUUGUUUUUCUAAUUUAUACUUAAAAUGUAUUUAUAAAUGAAGUUGCGUACAGUCGAUGUAAAUAUUUCUCGUGCCCUGUCAGCUGAUUUUUAUUUUAUUUCUAAUCUUAGGGCGGGCCCUCUUCAGUGUCCACUGCUGCUGCGUUCUGUUAAUGUUGUCUGCUUUUCUUUCUCAUUCACAAAGUACAUUCAGCACAAACACUAAAUCACAGCACUCUGAAUAGGUACAAGUCUAACGGAACCUCUUUCACCACCAUUAAGACUUCAUUCUCGUCUUUCAACCAAAGCACUAAAUCGUUGUUUUUUUUUGACUAUUUUCAAAUUCCCACGUUUCAAAAAGAUCUGAAGCCUUUUGAAAUCUGUAUUUGUGGCAGUUUUACACCACCGGCAAGAAGUGCCUUGCUUCUCGGCUCCUAACCACAUGAUCCCGUAGUACUCGUGUACAGAGGCUCAAAAGUCAUGGUUUUAUUUUCUUUUUUUUUAGAAUCCCUACAGCAAAGUGUCAUGAUUUUCAACUGGACUGACGUACAUAUUGACUUUUUUAACCCGCUGUACUUGUGCUUUAGGAAAAGCUCUUUGAAUGUAGUUUAAGGACUUAAUGGUGACCACUGGCAUUCUGCACUGGCUUUAUGUGAGAGAAUUUUAUUUUGUGUACAUUGUUGCUCUUGGAGGUUUGGUACAAUGACGAAGGGGAUAAAUAAAGAAUGUAAAGAACAAAAGCGGUUUUACACAACGA